This is a messenger RNA of Nothoprocta perdicaria, 1497 nucleotides long. RefSeq names its product eukaryotic translation initiation factor 3 subunit F (gene EIF3F). Lineage: Eukaryota; Metazoa; Chordata; Aves; Tinamiformes; Tinamidae. Gene Ontology annotation, molecular function: metallopeptidase activity; translation initiation factor activity; translation initiation factor binding. Gene Ontology annotation, cellular component: eukaryotic translation initiation factor 3 complex, eIF3m. Gene Ontology annotation, biological process: translational initiation. The transcript is spliced from 9 exons. The record is from RefSeq and is a predicted model, not a curated record. The coding region runs from base 1 to 1320 and encodes 439 amino acids.
AUGACAAAGGAGGUGCAUUGCAUUUGUGACCAAUUUAACUACGAGGRGAACAGAAUCGAUUGGCGACAACCUCAGCCCGGCCUGGGGAGCCAGGACAGGCCGGAGGCUGCGUGGCGGCUCCGCCGGAGGUUGGGAGCGGGUGUCCGGGGCUCGGGGCCGCCGCCAGGGCGCUCGCAGGCUGCCCCCUCGCGGCCCCGCCAGCGCUCGGCGCCCGCGGCCGCACGGCGGGAAGGCGCGGGGAGCGGGAAACGCUUCCGCGGGCCCGGUCUGGCAGCCGAGCGCGUGCGUGGCCUCGGCCAGGGGCCGAAAGCGACUGAAACGCUUCCAAAAUCACCCAACGCGGGGCUUUUUCACACAGUACUAAUUCUACCAGGGCGUUUAGGGGCUCAGCCACAGCGCCAUAGUUACAAAUGUGAAACAGAUCGUCCUGAUACGAACCCCAGCGCAUCACAGGGAGCACCAGGACUGGCCGCGCCGCUGUCGGCCGCGCUCGCGGGCCCCUUCGCCGGCGGGCGCGUGGUGCGGCUGCACCCGGUGGUGCUCGCCUCCAUCGUGGACAGCUUCGAGCGGCGCAACGAGGGCGCGGCGCGGGUCAUCGGCACCCUGCUGGGCACCGUGGACAAGCACUCGGUGGAGGUCACCAACUGCUUCUCCGUGCCGCACAACGAGUCCGAGGAUGAGGUGGCCGUGGACAUGGAGUUCGCCAAGAACAUGUACGAGCUGCACAAGAAGGUGUCUCCCAGCGAGCUCAUCCUGGGCUGGUAUGCGACGGGUCACGACAUCACUGAGCACUCGGUCCUGAUCCACGAGUAUUACAGCCGGGAAGCGCACAAUCCCAUCCACCUCACCGUGGACACCAGUCUCCAGAACGGACGCAUGAGCAUUAAAGCUUACGUCAGUGCUCCAAUGGGGGUCCCUGGCAAAACUAUGGGUGUGAUGUUCACACCUCUAACAGUGAAGUAUGUUUACUAUGAUACAGAACGGAUAGGAGUGGAUCUUAUCAUGAAGACCUGUUUUAGCCCUAAUCGAGUGAUCGGCUUGUCCAGUGACUUGCAACAGGUGGGAUCAGCCUCGGCCAGGAUCCAGGAUACCCUGACCAUGGUACUGCAGUAUGCAGAGGAUGUACUGUCUGGCAAAGUGGCUGCUGACAACACUGUUGGGCGAUUCCUGAUGGACCUUAUUAAUCAGGUGCCAAAGAUUUCACCAGAGGACUUUGAGACAAUGUUGAACAGCAAUAUCAAUGACUUACUGAUGGUGACCUACCUGGCAAACCUCACACAGUCACAGAUUGCUCUCAAUGAAAAGCUUCUGAGUUUAUAAAGAACCUUCUGCCAUCCUGUACUUCAAAGAACUCGAAGAAGAAACAGAUACUCUUCUGUGGUGGUGCAAAUAUUUGUUGGACAGUAAUUUAAUUACCUAGAUGACUUGGUUUACAUCUUUGUUUUCAUUUCCUUGGAAGUCCCUAAUAUGAUUUAGGAAAUGAAUUGAAACUGCCUA